CAAGGCGGAGGGGAUCGUUUCCGUUCCAUUGGUGGAAUCACUUCCAUCCUGACUUCGUGGAAGCUGGACUUGGAGACUGUAAAGUAAAAUCAACGACACAGACAGGGAUAAAGGAAGAGAAUUUGGGGCGCAAGGGAAACAUAUUCGCCAUUUAAUUUUCAUCGGAAAACCUGAAUUUCGCGAUCUGAUACGAGAGUCCUAACCCAAACUCUCUUUGAUCUCUCUACUUACCUAAACGUUCAUGGCGCAUCGAAGUGCCAAGCUGUUGUUCUUUUUAUGCGCUUUCUGCUAUUUCCUCAAUGCCAUUGCGGGAAAGACCUAUUACGAUAUACUUCAAGUGCCGAAGGGCGCGUCGGACGAGCAGAUAAAGAGGGCGUAUAGGAAGCUGGCGUUGAAGUAUCAUCCCGAUAAAAAUCAGGGAAAUGAAGAAGCUAAUAAGAGAUUUGCUGAGAUCAACAAUGCUUAUGAAGUAUUGUCGGAUAGCGAGAAGCGAAAAAUCUAUGACAGGUAUGGCGAAGAGGGUCUGAAACAGCAUGCUGCUAGUGGAGGCAGAGGAGGCGGAAUGGGAAUGAACAUUCAAGACAUAUUUAGCUCUUUCUUUGGUGGAGGUUCAACGGAGGAGGAGGAAGAGAAAAUUCCUAAAGGUGAUGAUGUCAUCAUCGAAUUGGAUGCAUCUCUUGAAGAUUUGUACAUGGGAGGCUCGUUGAAAGUUUGGAGGGAGAAGAAUGUUUUAAAACCGGCACCUGGGAAGAGACGCUGUAACUGCAGAAACGAGGUUUAUCACAGACAAAUUGGUCCUGGGAUGUUUCAACAGAUGACAGAGCAGGUCUGUGAGCAAUGUCCUAAUGUCAAAUAUGAAAGGGAGGGGUAUUUCAUCACUGUUGAUAUUGAGAAAGGCAUGCAGGAUGGGCAGGAGGUUCUGUUUUAUGAAGAUGGUGAGCCCAAAGUGGAUGGUGAAGCUGGAGAUUUAAGGUUUCGCAUCCGGACAGCACCCCAUGACCUCUUCAGAAGGGAGGGCAAUGACUUGCACACCACUGUCACUAUAACACUGGUUCAAGCACUAGUUGGUUUUGAGAAGACCAUUAAACACCUGGAUGAACAUCUGGUGGACAUCAGUUCAAAGGGAAUUACGAAGCCAAAGGAUGUCAAGAAGUUCAAAGGGGAGGGCAUGCCGUUGCAUAUGAGCACUAAGAAAGGAGAUCUGUACGUAACUUUUGAGGUUCUUUUCCCCAGGACUCUAACGGAGGAGCAGAAAACACAGAUAAAAUCAGUUCUUGGUUAGGGUCCAGAGCACAAGUUACUUAGUCCAACAUGUCCUCAACCUAACAUUAUUAGGUUCUCGUUGAGAAGGAAAGCCACGGGGGUUCCCCUUUUUUGUUAGUUGAAAAAUAGGUGUAUACUUACCAUUCUAAUCAUUGCGCAUGUUGUAACCUGCCUUCCUGAGUUAUGGUGUAUUUUUUGUCAUCUUCUCUUUACCAGUGGGCAAGGAAAAUGUGACACAGUAAAAUAUCUCAUCCUUGAUUGUCGUCCCUGAAGUCUGAAAUCGUUUCCCAGUGAAUUACACGUUCUUGUCAGACUCUUUAA
Molecule: messenger RNA, 1584 nt
Organism: Prosopis cineraria
Lineage: Eukaryota; Viridiplantae; Streptophyta; Magnoliopsida; Fabales; Fabaceae
Product: dnaJ protein ERDJ3B-like
Exons: 10
Coding region: 242-1282 (346 amino acids)
Biological process (GO): protein folding
Source: RefSeq, a predicted model, not a curated record